Messenger RNA from Talaromyces marneffei, 594 nucleotides. RefSeq lists its product as uncharacterized. Bases 1 to 594 code for a protein of 197 amino acids. The record is from RefSeq and is a predicted model, not a curated record. NCBI's taxonomy places the organism in Eukaryota, Fungi, Ascomycota, Eurotiomycetes, Eurotiales, Trichocomaceae. The transcript is spliced from 3 exons.
AUGUGCAUAUGCCAUGCAACACGUAACUACUCAGUCGGCUCCCUCAGAUCCACCGUUCAGCUAUUGACACUAGCCUGCAACAGCAACAAUGACUUUGGAAACACCAUCUGCGCUGCUGCGCUCCAUCCUUCCCCUCCCAUUUCAUCUCAGGAAAACAGAGCAAACAUAGCUCAAGUGAAACUCAACCCAAUCCACCAUGGCUCAAGCAGAAGCACCAGCAGCGGGUUCAAACAAUGGAUUGACAAAAGAAGCACACAGAGAAAAGACCACCAAAAUUUAACCCCGAAGCCCAAUCGCUACUUGAAUCAUGAGGGCGCGUAUCAGAGUGGGCAAUUGGCACGGGAAUUGAGUGGUGAAAUGGUGGCUAUCUUUGCAUCGCCUCUUUUCCAUAUGUGGGAUUAUGAAGACCAGCUCUUGGCUGCCAAGAGAAUGGCGGUCAUGUGCGAAGUCAGACCGGGUGUCAUGAUCACCGGUCGUCAAUUGGGGAGCUACCUUGGUGGACGCUAUCCGAUGAAUGGCAUGCGCGAAGACGGGGACAAGUUCAAGAACUACCGGCAUAGCGAGCAGACUAUUCGCGGUUUCUGGCAUCGGUGA